CGGGCAUUAACAGAUUUCGCAAAACACGAGUUUCAUUGAUGAAAAUAUUAACAAUUAUUUGCAAAUAUAUGCUGUAUAACUUCUUUAAAUCUCGAAUAUGGAUGUUUAUAUGAACUUUGAAGGCUGAAGUAUUGUUUAGAAUCAUCGAUUCGUCAAGUUCACUCCAAAGAAUGGACGAGCACGAGGGUUUGCGUGCCAUCAAUAAACCACUUGAAAAGCACUUAAAAACCUCCUGUAUUAAAAGCAAUUGUCAUAGGUGAUCUAAACCCAGUGAUGGACAACUAGAGAGGGGAUUCUAAUAAAUCGGACUUGAUCCAUAGCCAGUGAUGGACAACUAGAGAGGAGAAAGAGUCAAGAUUCUAAUAAAUCGGAUCUACUACGGCCGUUGUUGGACUGAUGAGCUCAACGAGCGACAAAAACGAAAAUGUCGAAAUUUCAACGAACACAGUCGUCGAAGCAAAGACGUCGUCAAUGAAUAUUGCAUUGUGAAUUGCUCCUUGUAACUGGAGUUAUCCCAUUUCCGAAAGUCAUCUCCUGAUUGGUCUUUCUACUUCCACAGCUGAGCUGCGGAAGUAGGAAGACCAAUGGAAUUGCUUCGCUACUGAUCUAUCACAUUCUGAACACGCUGUUGAUAAUCGCUUCAUUGUUGCUUCAACGCGAUGCAACGAAAGAAUUACUUAAUCCACACCCUGUAUCGCAUCGUAAGCAUGCUUGGUAUUGGAUAGUAAAUUAGUAAAUCCACGGAUUCCAUUUUACCUAGCGUCGAAAAUAUCUGAAUGUAUUUUUCCCAUUGUUUAUUUUGUACAAUACAUAAUUUACAUAUGCACAACAUUUAAAUAUGUUUCGGCGAUCGGGGGGGGGGGAAUUGAAUUCCGGAAUUGAAACAAACAACAAGCAUGCAUGGGUAUUAAAUGCUUUGGAAAAUCCUCUCUAAAUUUUACGAAUUGAUCAUAAAUGGCACGUUUUCUACCCUCGGAAAUAAUGAAAUGAUGAUCGUGGGCAAAUCUACACUACGGAGGCGAUGUCCAUUAGUAACCCCAAGAAGAAAGAAGGCGUGCCUAUCUGUGUUGUAUACGUAAAUGGUUUGUCGAUUAUCUUUCAUUUUCACUUAAAAGUCAUGAAAGAAGCAUCUUCAAGGAUCAUCAUUAUUAUCAUCAUGAGCCAGGUGAACCAUACGCCUGCCUGGAAAUCAACGAAACACGUAUUCAUGCAAAACUGAGAAUAAUCAGGCUCGAUAUAUUUCUGGAUUUUACAAAAAUGGAAUCUUUAGCUCACAUCAAACGAGACAAUCAGACUUAUUACUGCUUCAUAGACGUGUGCGAAAAGAUUUUCACAGACACUCCAAAAAGCACCGUUAGAAACUGGCUAAAGUCCCUAAACAUCUCGACAACACCCUGUGCCACUUUGGAAGAGAGAAUUCACUUUCGUCGACGCAAUGCUUCUUUGGGUGCUACGUUUAGCCUUAUUCGAGAUGAAGACUUGACCCGUUUGAUGGCAUAUCGCAGUGAAGGUGCGAGAAAGCGAGCCAGACUUUCUCACAGUAGUUCUGCCACAAUUCUCGACGCUGCUGAUGUCGCCAGUCCGAGCCUCGCGACCACAGACAAUCCAAUUGUGUCUUACAAUCUCAGCGUCGAGUCAGACAGCGAUGAACAAGAACCACCUGUAGAAAAGAAAUUUAAAGAUGAAACGACGUCGCCGAAAAGAAAUACGUAUACCAUCGCAUUAGACAGCGCGCCUGAAAGAUUGAAGAAUGAGGUAAAAGACUUGCGCCAUUUCUACCUAAAAGCAUUGAACCACCAUCGUGCUGGGCCGCCGUUUUCAAAAACGACCGUCGACAAAAUGGUUGAAAGAGCCAUGAGCUUUAUGUACUUCUGCUUGAACGUGAAAAACAUUGCCAUGUUAACCUUAGAUCUAUUUAACAAUAUCGAACUCUAUACUAGUUACGUAGAAUAUUUAAAAGGGACCCGAAAUCUUAAACCCUCAACUAUAGUUGCGCAUCUUAUAAUCGGUAUAAACGUUUUGAAAUUUAAUUUGGCAAACUUUCAACCGAAUUCGCCCGACUCGGAGAAUGCAUCGCGAACCAUUUCAGCUUUACAAUCAUUUCAGCGACACUUUCAGCACGAAAGCAGCAUGAUAUCAAAACUUCAUAAGGAGGGUUUUACGAGCAAGGCAACUCAGCAGUUUUAUUUCGCGCACGUUUUAGAAACUCUUCGUAACAUACGCGAUAAGUAUUUGGAAACGCAUGGCUUGGAAAAAAGUAGGCACUUGCAUGAUUUUGUACUCUUGGCAACUUACUUAAGAGCCAUUCCUGGCAGGUCGAAAGAAUUAAGGACCAUGAAAUUGCAUAUCGAAGCGGACUGCGGAACUUUCGAUUUCACUUCGGUGGAUGGCGGUAAUUUUAUCGUAUUUCAAGAGGGCAAUAGCGUUGUAAUCGUGCAAUUUGAUUUCAAAACAUCAAAAAGUAUUGGGCCGACCAGAAUCGAUGUUUCCGAUGACGAAGAUCUGGUGUAUUACUUGCAAUUAUAUACUAAGGCAAGGCCAUCUUUACUGCUCGGCAAGUCGCAUGAUUUCUUCUUUCUCAACAAGCGAGGCGCGCCUUUUGAUAGCAGCAGUUCAAUUGCGAGGUACAUUGGCGAUAUUUUCAUGCGCGAGGUUUCCAUUCGAGCGAGCACUAAUGCGUUAAGGCAUGCUAUCAUCACAUAUUUCAGCACUUUGGACGACUCCAAAGAUAUAAAUGUUAGAAAAAGUCUUGCGCUUUUAAUGAAGCAUUCGGUCCGAUAUCAGGAAAGCACGUAUAACGAUUUAACACACCACGAGAAAACGCAAAAAGGCCGAGAAGUUAUCAGGGAAAAAAUUGCGUCAAAUAUCUUCGGUGAAGCGGAUUUUAUUGCAUUGCCUGACGAAAGCGAUUGCCAAAAUGAUUCCGGGGACGAAUUGUUACCAGCUGUCGGUGACAUUGUAGCACUGCUUGAUCCAGUUUCCACCAAAAAUCACAUUUCCUUUUUCAUAGCAAAAGUCGCGAGAUUCACGCAAAACAAGCAGCAAGCGCAUUUAAUUAGCAUGGAGCUUUUGCCGGAUUCCACAAAUUUGUAUAGACUGAAACCAGGCAGAACUUGGAAAGAGUCGGUUAAGGCGUUGGUUUUUCCUAUAGACAUCGUUUAUAAUGCGACAAGCAAAGCAUACGAGUUGCGCACGCUCUCUGAUGAUAUAUUCGACAUUGUUCAUGGUACGUCGAAAAAGUAAAAUCCAGAAAUAUAUCGAGCAUGAAAAAGUCAAAAUUUACUAGAGGGUUCCGUUGUAAUUAAUAUUCUUGUUCUGUUAUAAUCAUCAGUAUUCACUUGUUCAGAUUUUGUUGGGAUUUUAAAUAAAUAUAUG
This is a messenger RNA of Dendronephthya gigantea, 3375 nucleotides long. RefSeq lists its product as uncharacterized. The transcript is spliced from 7 exons. The coding region runs from base 1258 to 3243 and encodes 661 amino acids. The record is from RefSeq and is a predicted model, not a curated record. NCBI's taxonomy places the organism in Eukaryota, Metazoa, Cnidaria, Anthozoa, Malacalcyonacea, Nephtheidae.